AUGACGUAUCAAGAUGACAUUAAUGUGUGGUUUGUGAGAAAGCAGUUUCCAGGAUUCACUAACAUGCAUGAGACUGUCUCAAAGAAACCUCUAAUUUCUGUUUGUCUUUUCCCCAGAAUAAAGCCAGAAGAUGGAAUGGACUUUGGAGUAUCGCUGUUAUUUUACGGGUUGUAUUAUGGAGUGUUGAGUCGUGACUUUGCAGAAAUGUGUGCAGACUACAUGGCAUCAACAAUCGGGUACUACAGUGCAUCAGGGAUGCCAACCAAACACCUCUCCAAUGAAAUCUGUGCAGUCUGUGGACAAAAAAUCUUUGUGGAUAUCAAUGAGGAAGGCAUCAUAGAAAAUACCUACAUGCUGACCUGUAACCAUGUAUUCCACGAAUUCUGCAUUCGAGGUUGGUGCAUCGUCGGGAAGAAACAGACCUGUCCAUAUUGUAAAGAGAAGGUGGAUCUAAAGAGGAUGUUUAGCAACCCCUGGGAGCGACCUCAUGUCAUGUACGGCCAGCUGCUGGAUUGGCUGCGUUACUUGGUUGCUUGGCAACCUGUGAUCAUCGGACUGGUUCAAGGCAUCAACUACAGUCUGGGACUGGAAUAAGCUCUCCCAUUCUUUUUUCCUCUCCUCCCACCCCUCCUCUGCGGCCUUCAUUCCCCCUCCCCACUCUCACUCCACCCCUCUGACUCCAGUUUUGUGGAAUCCACUAUUCGGAAUGUUUCAUUACUUUCAGUUGAAAGGCUGCAUCCACAAAAGUAGGAGGAGGAGAGAAUGAAGGACGUCCCCACCCCAAACCCAGUGGGACAUGGGGCUAUUGGCUCAUGGAUUAGUGAGUUUCCACAGAGUAAUUUUUCCCUGUUUCCCUCCAAAAGAGAAUGAAGAUUCAAAUUAUAGCAAUUCUCGUACCUGUUUUCCAACCCACAGCCCCACAUCUGGCUGGAAUCGACAACUGCUGUUCCUCCAUGAAAGGCUCAAGGAGCUGAAUGGUCUGCUUCUUUUCCCACCUAACCUGUUUUCAAGGGGCUGAAUGGCUGCCUUUAGUUCCUAAUGUGGUGACUGCAAAGAUCUUGAAUUGUGAGUUUGAGAGGUGUUUUGUUUCUUGCCUCCCAAUACCCAGCCUGGCCAGUGGUCCUGAAAUUCUGCAUUCCUCUCUAAGUGGUUUCAGUGGUUACUUGCUGCGUGCAGAACCAGGGUCGGACGAGCCAGUUAGCGCAAGCCAGGCCUGCUCCUAUGAAUGCAACUUAAUCUUCAUAAACAAACAUUCAACCUUUUAGAGGGUGGAGUUCAAGGGGUAGACUACUAUAAUGCUGAGGCAGUUAUUACAGAAACUGAGGCUAUAAUAUUGGAGCAGCAAUUACAGGAACUGGUUCUGUAACAUGGGGGCAGCCAUUACAGGAACUGGGUCUGUAAUGUCAGGGGCGGGUGGAGGGCAACCAUCACAGGAAUUAGGUUUAGAUUUAUAUUGGAGUCAGAUUGAACAUUAUUCCUAGUUUUCCUGAGAAGAUUCACUAGGGAAUGAAGUAAAAUAAUUCCCAGAGCUGAGGAAAUUUACUGAAGAGUGAGCACCAUUCAGCUGAUGUUGUUUUCUGCUGUACUAAAAUAUUGCCUUAAAGUUAGGGGGGAGGGGGAGUAAGAAAGAGCCUUUAGGAUGGAACUAAAAACUGAAGUGGGUAUGGGUUGACAACAGCAGGGUCAAAGAUUUCAAGGGGAAUAUGUUAAAAUCCAUCCUUUUUAUACUAGAAAUAUAUUUAAAAAAUACCCUAUUUUUACACUCUGAUCUUUUAUAUUGGAUUGUAUGGGGGUUAGUCAGCAAUGCACUGGAUUGCAAGUUCACCCCUUCCCCUAGCCCAGGAUCACUGCACCAAUAUGGAAAUGGCCAGUGGAUAUAUUUGAUCACAUUUUGUAGUCCUCUGGGCAGAUACAGAGAAAUGGGUGAGUUUAUGUCAGCUCAUCUGCCCUCUAGUCCUUUCUAAAGUUGUUGGGUGACCACCCUGCCAGGGUAUGUGAAAAUAAUACUGUUUUGUUCCUUGUUGUGAGGAAUGAAGUGGGUUCCUCCAUGGAAAGCACUCUGCAGUGUAGUGUCAACCCAAACGGCUAAAUGAUGGCCGGUCUCCCCUGAAUUGAGUGACCUUGGGUUGCAAUAAAGGUUGUUGGGGCCCCGUGUCUGUCAAAAAGGAAGAAGGCAGCGAGGUAUCAGCUUCUCUUCAUUGUCCAGUUACCAGCCCCUUGCACCCCAGCCCUCCCCACUAUAAAGCCUGUGUUUUUGGGGGAGAGGAUCUUAGGUGGCAUUCACAUGAAGUACAAUCACCAGACUGAGUACCUGAGCUCUGUACUUACCUGGGGAAUCUACUCCUGACCUUACAAGAAAGGCUGGGAGGUGCAUGGAGAAGGGGCAGAACUGGAGGAGGAAGAGAGUUGGAGAAAAGUCAUUGAUGGUGAACAAUUCUCUAACUCUUUGGUUUGGCAAGAAAUGGCUGUGUUCACUAAUUGGCAGCAGUCACUGAGAUUGCUUUCCGACCCUGUCCACUGAUUGGUAUUAGAACGAUAUUUGGUAUUUCAUCUGGUCAUUUAUUGGCCAGUGUUCAGUUGGGACCACCAACAAGGUGAAAAAAAAUUAUUUCAGUCAACAUUGGCUGUAUUGUUUGCUCUUCUUCCCUUUCUCCCUUAGACCCUGCCACCUCAGUAAGCUGGUUUGGUCAGUAUUGUCACUGAUAAAACAGGCUGCCAUUUCUUUGGUGUUCUGGAUCUGUUUAAAAAAAAAGGUGCAAUUCAUAUCAAUAAACGGUGUACAGGUUACGAUCUGA
Molecule: messenger RNA, 2795 nt
Organism: Rhincodon typus (whale shark)
Lineage: Eukaryota; Metazoa; Chordata; Chondrichthyes; Orectolobiformes; Rhincodontidae
Product: RING finger protein 121-like
Exons: 5
Coding region: 1-594 (197 amino acids)
Cellular component (GO): endoplasmic reticulum membrane; Golgi membrane
Molecular function (GO): ubiquitin protein ligase activity; metal ion binding
Source: RefSeq, a predicted model, not a curated record